This is a messenger RNA of Nyctereutes procyonoides (raccoon dog), 3997 nucleotides long. RefSeq names its product sprouty related EVH1 domain containing 2 (gene SPRED2). Gene Ontology annotation, cellular component: membrane. The coding region runs from base 113 to 1366 and encodes 417 amino acids. Gene Ontology annotation, molecular function: protein kinase binding. The transcript has 6 exons. Gene Ontology annotation, biological process: multicellular organism development; negative regulation of MAPK cascade. Lineage: Eukaryota; Metazoa; Chordata; Mammalia; Carnivora; Canidae. The record is from RefSeq and is a predicted model, not a curated record.
UCCCCAGCCCCAUCGGGCGGUCUCCGGAGAUGUGAAGCCGGGGCUGAGCGCGCAGGAAGAUGAAGGGAGCCGGGCUGCCCGCCGCGGGACAGGCGUCGAGGUGAACAGGAAAAUGACCGAAGAAACACACCCGGACGAUGACAGCUAUAUUGUGCGUGUCAAGGCUGUGGUUAUGACCAGAGAUGACUCCAGCGGGGGAUGGUUCCCACAGGAAGGAGGCGGGAUCAGUCGCGUGGGGGUCUGUAAGGUCAUGCACCCCGAAGGCAAUGGACGAAGCGGCUUUCUCAUCCAUGGUGAACGACAGAAAGACAAACUGGUGGUAUUGGAAUGCUAUGUAAGAAAGGACUUGGUCUACACCAAAGCCAACCCAACCUUUCAUCACUGGAAGGUCGACAAUAGGAAGUUUGGACUUACUUUCCAAAGCCCUGCGGAUGCUCGAGCCUUUGACAGGGGAGUGAGGAAAGCAAUCGAAGACCUCAUAGAAGGUUCAACCACAUCAUCUUCCACCAUCCAUAACGAAGCUGAGCUUGGCGAUGAUGACGUUUUUACAACAGCUACAGACAGUUCUUCUAAUUCCUCCCAGAAGAGGGAACAGCCUACUCGGACCAUCUCCUCUCCCACAUCCUGUGAGCACCGGAGGAUUUAUACCCUGGGCCACCUGCACGACUCCUACCCCACGGACCACUAUCACCUCGAACAGCCGAUGCCCAGGCCCUACCGCCAGGUGAGUUUCCCCGACGACGACGAGGAGAUCGUGCGCAUCAACCCCCGGGAGCGCACCUGGCUGACGGGCUACGAGGACUACCGGCACGCGCCUGUGCGUGGCAAGGCCCCGGAGCCCGCGGACGACACCGACUCCUACGUGCGCUUUGCCAAGGGCGAGGUCCCCAAGCACGACUACAACUACCCCUACGUGGACUCGUCGGACUUCGGCCUGGGCGACGACCCCAAGGGGCGCGGGGUUGGCGUGAUCAAGACCCAGCCGGCCCGGGGCAAGUCGCGACGGCGGAAGGAGGACGGUGAGCGCUCACGCUGUGAGUACUGCAGGGACAUGUUUGUCCACGAGGAGAACCGGAGGGGCCGCUGUCAGGACGCGCCCGACGCUGUGAGAACUUGCAUCCGCCGGGUGAGCUGCAUGUGGUGCGCGGACAGCAUGCUCUACCACUGCAUGUCGGACCCCGAGGGCGACUACACAGACCCCUGCUCGUGCGACACCAGCGACGAGAAGUUCUGCCUCCGGUGGAUGGCUCUUAUUGCCUUGUCCUUCCUGGCCCCCUGUAUGUGCUGUUACCUGCCCCUCCGGGCCUGCUACCACUGCGGAGUGAUGUGCAGGUGCUGCGGGGGGAAGCACAAAGCGGCCGUGUGACUCAGUUGCCCUCCUCCCCCCCUUCCUCCCCGGUACCAGCCAGGGGAGCCCCACCUGGUGGACUCUGCACUUCCCCGGCCACCCCCACCCAGCCACCCACUGCAUCGGCCACACACCCACCCACACACACGCAGUGUCCAUGGAAAGGAGCCCCCGCGCACACACUCGUGUAUUAGUGACAAGCCGUAAUCACUCGGUCUCCGUGCGUUCACGUCACGUCUUUCGUCCCCACCUCUGCUGGUGCACAGGCGCCUGCAGUGGGGACUGCCGCUUUGGGGUGUGUGCUGGCGGCGGGCUUUCCCAGGUGCACUCUCCUGGUUCGGCCUGCAGCGAGCUCAGGAGCCCCGCUUCUGGCGCCUGCGUGAGGUCAGGUUGAUGAAACCCCGCCAGGAGCCUUCUGACCUGCAGUCAGGCGAUGGCCGGGAGGCGAGCUGGCUGACAGACUUCUGCCACAAACAAGAUCGCUUUAACUUUUGUAAAGCCAAAUUUCCCACGUAAGCUGCAGUUUCUGUCUGCAGCCCAUCGUCAUUUUCUGUGCCCUCCCCGCCCCCCCCAAAAUCCGUUUGUUAUUUUACUGAUGCAACACAUUCACCCAUAAAAAUGACUAAGAAUUGAGCCUUAACUUCAGAUUUAACUUGUGUGAAUCAGGAUAAUUCCCUAAACCGCAUUGCAUCUGCAUCCUCAUGGACCAGGGCUAGAAAAGGAGGAUUUCGGGCUUCUCUGAGCCUCCCCGGUACCCCCUAAGGUAGAACUUUUUAAAAUUUUGUCUCCCCACCACUUCUGAAAACUUAGCAAUAUUAGAAGAAAACACUAACAAAGAAAUUGUGCUCGUUGUUUUGCAAACGAAAUAGUCUCACACACACACACACACACACACACACACACACACACACACGUGUUCUCCAAAGAGUUCCAGCUGAGAAACACUACGGUUGUGGUAAAUAAAAUUAAAGGAGCAUCCUCCCACGGGCCCACUGGCGAUUAUCUGUAAAAAAAAAAAAAAAAAAAAACAAAAAAAACGGGGGGGCGGGGAGGGUAGGGGGUGGAUUUUAAACGUCCUAAACCUGAAGAGUGGUGGGUUGCAUUUUGUUCGUGGGUUUCCAAUUUGUUUUCAUUCGGGACUGAAUUUCACGUCACCAAAUUUUUCAUUUAUACUUGGGGGGCGGGGGGGGAAGGCCAUAUGUAAAACCCCUUCCAAUGCCUAAGUGUCUUUAUCCUGCAUCUCCAAUCCCAGACUGGCCAGUUCGGGCGCACAGAUGGUUAGGUCAGCAGUCUGGGUCUGUCGCCUUGCCGUGCAGGAGGCUUCUCAUUAGCUGGAAGAGAGUAUUUUUCUAAUAUAGUGCGAGGAGUAGCCCAAUCUCCUUGCUGCAGAAAAGAAGAAAAGCGAAGAGUGGUACGUAGCCUAGUACAAUCAGAACGUCGCGGAGACCGUGGGGGCAGGCCCGGCCAGCCCGGCUGUGCUUCCGCCGUGACCUUCCCGUGCUAACGCUCUCCGCGGCUCCCUUCCCCCAUCCCUUCUCUGGUGCACACGGGACCGCAGUCUUCAAGGAAAGGGACAUUUUCCCAGUCCGCCAAUCACACCGGGGACGUGCCAGCCAUGCUUACCCUCGUGGAGUGUUGUCAGCUCCCCGAGCACCCGUCACAUUUCUUCGGCCAGAUCGUCGGUGUAAGUUCUCCGUGUGCUCACGAGUCAGUCGGUGGACGUUUCCUGUCGUCGGAGUGACCGGUUUGGGCCUUCCAGCUCGGCAGAGGAGCCGCGAGCCGUCGGUCUGGUGGUGGAGGAAACGAGAACGAUUCCCAGCCUGGAGACCACGUCGAAAGCCCUCGGGCCCGGCCGCCAGACCCAGACCCGCGGAGAGACCGGCCCCCGCCCGGCCCCAGCCUGAGGCGCUUCCUCAGGGCAUUUCUCAAGGUCUCUCCUCUACAAAGCACAACACUAAUGUAGGUUUGUCAGACCUCAGCUCAAGUGCCCCUAUUUAUUUCACUAGGAACACACUUACCCUGUCGCGCGGUUGUUGUUUUGGGUUUUAUUGGGUUUUUUUUGUUUUUUUUUUUGGAGUCCCCGUUGAGUUAUCGGCCCCGUCCUUCCCCACCCCUCUGAAGAGUGACGCUAGUGCAUCCUCCUCCGCCCGCACGUUUCGGUCUGUGAAGGCAGCAGGCAGUGAGCGGUUAAGGGCACAAGGACAGCCAUGGGGACAUCGAUGUAAAUACGUCUCUAAUUGCCACACUGCAGCUGAACAGUGUGUAGUAUUUUCCCCGUCAGCUUUGCCAUACUGACGUCAAUCAUUUGAGAGAAAUUAUUCAGAUUUUAUUUUUGUAUCUGUGGUAACAAAACAUUAACCAAAAGAUUUGUUUGGAAGCUUCCCCCCACCCCCACCCCCCCGCCCCCAGCUAUUUGCUCACAUUAACAAAUUAAAGUGCCUGAAGCAUAAUUCAUUCUUGACCUGUAUACUAAAAACCCUGUUGUAUUGAUUUUUUUAUAAUAAGCCUUUUUACCUCUGUGUAAAAAAUAUAUAUACAAGUGUAUGAUGUACAUUUUAGUUCUUAACUUUUUUUUAUGGUUUCUAAUAUGUAUGACCAACGUAGCCAUCGCGUUAAGAUGUACCAUGUAAAUACAGACACGUCCCAUCA